Messenger RNA from Frieseomelitta varia, 980 nucleotides. RefSeq names its product ras-related protein ORAB-1 (gene Rab1). Bases 252 to 872 code for a protein of 206 amino acids. The record is from RefSeq and is a predicted model, not a curated record. Gene Ontology annotation, molecular function: GTP binding; GTPase activity. The transcript is spliced from 4 exons. Lineage: Eukaryota; Metazoa; Arthropoda; Insecta; Hymenoptera; Apidae.
UCGCUCCUGUCCCGUCAAAUAGGAGGAGUGAAACAGCACCUGCUGCCAUUCUGGCAUUACGUCAAUGGUAGACAUUUCAUUUGCUGGUUGGGAGGAGUUACUCUGACCGCCAUUGUUACAGCUUCGUUCGUGUCGGAGAACGUGAUCUGUGAAUUUUCGUCGUCGCAUCAUCGAUUCCAACGAGUCGUGUCUAUUCUCUAGAUUCGCGCAACGACGGUACGCGAUAUUAGUGAGCGUGUUCUAAGCGUAGCAUGUCCACAAUGAAUCCGGAAUAUGAUUAUUUGUUUAAGUUACUUUUAAUUGGAGAUUCUGGAGUUGGAAAAUCAUGUCUUUUACUCCGCUUUGCUGAUGACACAUACACAGAAAGUUAUAUCAGUACUAUUGGUGUAGAUUUCAAAAUACGAACAAUUGAUCUAGAUGGAAAAACAAUAAAAUUACAAAUCUGGGAUACAGCAGGUCAAGAACGAUUUAGAACAAUUACAAGUUCUUAUUAUAGAGGUGCACACGGUAUUAUUGUUGUUUAUGACUGCACAGAUCAGGAAACAUUUAAUAAUGUUAAACAGUGGCUAGAAGAGAUUGAUCGUUACGCAUGCGAUAAUGUGAAUAAGCUGCUAGUCGGCAAUAAAUGUGAUCUUCAUACUAAAAAAGUUGUUGAUUACACAACAGCAAAAGAAUAUGCAGAUCAACUUGGUAUACCAUUUUUGGAAACAUCUGCUAAGAAUGCAAUGAAUGUAGAACAAGCCUUUAUGACAAUGGCUGCAGAAAUAAAACUUAGAGUGGGUCCUCCAUCAAGUGGCAAUAGUGAUCCUGCAAAUAAUGUGAGAAUAGAACAUGGACGUCCAAUUGAAUCCUCUAAAUCCGGGUGCUGCUGAGAAAUGUAAUUUUACGAUCUUGUAACCAAAAAGGACAUCUUAUGGUAGCAGUUUUAUACUGCCUUUAAAAUUAUUACCAGAAGAAACAAGAAAGAUUUGUGGAAGUUU